Coniosporium apollinis CBS 100218 is the source of this 2358-nucleotide messenger RNA. RefSeq lists its product as uncharacterized. Gene Ontology annotation, molecular function: ATP binding; metal ion binding; methylcrotonoyl-CoA carboxylase activity. NCBI's taxonomy places the organism in Eukaryota, Fungi, Ascomycota, Dothideomycetes. The coding region runs from base 1 to 2358 and encodes 785 amino acids. The record is from RefSeq and is a predicted model, not a curated record. The transcript is spliced from 2 exons. Gene Ontology annotation, cellular component: mitochondrion.
AUGGCAAUCGAAAAGCUUCCCCAGCGGAUAUUUGAUCAAAUACAGGAUGACGCCGGACGACCACUGAUCAAGCGAUUGCUUAUCGCAAACCGAGGAGAAAUAGCAUGCAGAGUCGUUGCCACGUGCAGAAAGCUCAAUAUCACAUCUAUUGCGGUAUACACAGAUCCCGACACCCACUCACUACACGUCCAAGAAGCAGACGAAGCCGUCCGACUUGGCGCAAUCGAUGGGCCCGAGGGGAACCCUCACCAGAACAUCCAGCUUCUGAUACAAACAGCUCUCGCUCACAAUGCCGAUGCGAUACAUCCUGGAUAUGGAUAUUUGAGCGAGAAUGCAGAAUUCUCUCGGCAGGUGCGCGAAGCCGGCAUCAUUUUCCUGGGUCCAUCUCCAAACAGCAUGGCGAUUCUAGGGGAUAAAAGGUCAGCGAAACAAUACCUGCUAAAAAAUGCGCCUAAGAUCCCUCUGAUACCCGGAUACAAUGGCACUGAGCAGACUGUCGAUCGUUUGUUGAUAGAAGCAGACCGUAUUGGAUUUCCAAUCCUUAUCAAAGCUUCCGCGGGCGGUGGUGGAAAAGGCAUGAGAAUCGUGCGGCAUAGGGAGCAGCUUCGGGACGAGUUGAAUAGAGCACAAUCUGAGGCGCAAAGAUCAUUCGGUUCAUCAGACUGUAUUCUUGAGAGAUAUAUCCAACGAAGCAAGCAUAUCGAGAUACAGAUACUAGGCGACAACCACGGCACAAUCGUCUCUCUGAUGGACAGGGAAUGCUCUAUUCAGCGCCGUCACCAAAAAAUCAUCGAGGAAGCGCCUUCACCGUGGCUGAAACCUGCGCUCCGCCAGAAGAUGAGCGAAACAGCCGUUGCAAUUGGUAAGCUCCUCGACUAUGAGAGCGCCGGCACGGUCGAGUUCAUCGUGGAUGUUGAGACAACGGAAUUCUUCUUCCUAGAGGUCAAUACACGGAUCCAGGUCGAGCAUCCGAUCACGGAGGAAACGACUGGUGUCGACAUUGUUGGUUUGCAAAUCUUUGUUGCAGGUGGUGGACAUCUCGAUGACUUGGGAUACUGGCACGACGGAAUGGCUCCUCAAGUUGGACACGCUAUUGAGUGUCGACUCUGCGCCGAAGAUCCGUCUCGGGACUUCAUGCCUGAUCUCGGUUUUCUUCGACAGUGGAAAACAGCUUCGGAGAUUCUGCCGUCAGCGCAAACUCAAGAUGUCCGCUUCGAGACUGGGAUCGCCACUGGGUCACAGGUCUCUAUCUACUUCGAUUCGCUUAUCGCAAAGAUUGUGGUUUGGGCGCCGACUCGCCGUCAGGCAAUUGAGAAAAUGGUCAAGAUGCUGGCUUACACAGUAUGCAUUGGAAUCAGGAGCAACCAGUCGUUCCUUCAAAGCUGUCUUCUUCAUCCAAAAUUCCGAGACCCAGAGUACUCAACGAGCUUCAUUCCUGACCUCUUGCCCACUCUUAUCAAAAACCCGUACGUGGACGACCUACUUGCAACCCAGGGGAAACUGUCAUUCCUACCCUCAAUACUUCGUCGACAAGCAAGUCUUCCGUCUGUACAGAACAACCGACAGUCCUUCCGAAGCCUUCCUCGCAGUUUUCGAAACCAGAAAGCAGACCUCGCAAAUGCUCAGGCAGAUGUAGUCCUGGUUCCGGCCCAUCCAGAGAAGAUUUUCAUCGUCGCAUGGCCCUCUUCGCGUUCACCAGAGAAGUUCCACAAUGUGACUAUACUGCCACUUUCCAAGCAGGACAUCCAGAAAUCCACAGAGAAAGUUUCUAGCGAGGACGUGAAGCCGAGCAUUCAGCUUGCUCUAGAUUACAAUCAAGUCAGCUCCCAUGUUCGCCAGCUUCCCAGGCCCGGCCAGACCAGUUCAUUGAGCCAUGAGGUGUCACUGUCAAUCCGAGCCACCAGCGUUUUUCAGCAGACGCCAGACUCAACUUGGCAUCUGCACGAGCUUUUCGUGUCUGUCGACACACAGAGAUACACAGUCUUCGCUGUCAGUGCCGCAUCCUCACCGGGCACUGACGUCGGAUCCCAUCAGAAAUUCUUCGCGCACAUACCCGCUCUUGGGACGUACAUCGAAUAUAAUUUGUGCUCUCUUUUGACUUACGGAGAGUCCUUACGCAAAGACACCGGCGAAUCAGCCGUGGCAUCACAGAGGAGCCCAAAAGCUCCGAUGCCUUGCAAAGUGUUGAAUGUGGCGAAAAAAGAUGGCGAAACAGUAAAGGUUGGGGAGAUUGCGGUGGUGGUUGAGAGCAUGAAGAUGGAGAUGAAUAUUCUGGCGGCUGCGGAGGGGAUUUUCAGGGCAAAAGUUGCCAUGGGCGAGGCGGUGGAAGAGGGAACCGUGUUGUUCACUAUAUCUUAG